UCGACCAGGACCAGUACAAAAUGGUUGACGUGCCUUGACUGUCGACUGUACGCGACACGGAUCGGUGGUUAAAACAUUUUCGUUUCUCUAUGAAGGAGCUAGGGACGAUAAACCGCGGGCAAAAUUAAUGGAUCUAUAAAAAUUAGCGGGUUUCGGGUACGUAUUCUCCGACGUGUUUAAACAACACCCGUUGUUCGAACAACAAGUCAAGUGUUCACCUGUCAAUACGGCUUCCUCUGGCUACAGUAAAGUGUGUACGUCGCGCCCUUAUUACAGUGUAAAAUACUGCAUGCAUAACUGGCGUUACCCGUUUGUACGAUGUACGUACAUCAAGCAUUUUCAUCCUCUCACGUAAUGUUCGCAAGUAGAUGCUCACAUUCGAGUUUACCUGAGCGUUGAAAUUUAUAUACCUACAUGCACCAAGUUUACACGUCGCCUGAGAAAUGUUUUCGUAGACAUUCAACAUCGUUUACAGCUUAUGGAAUGGAAUGUUUCAGUUUACGCCCUCGCAAAAUAUUAAAAUAUUCAUCCAGUCGUCGUAAAUAGAAAAGAUGGAAAAACGACAGGAAAUACUUGCACCAUUUUCAUCGGAUGAGUGCCCAAACAGCGGGGAAGACAGCGAAGAGGAUGUAAUAACCGAUUACCUGGGGUCGUCGCAUUCCGAUUGCGAUCGCGUGCCUCUGAUUAAUGGAGACCUCGCCAGUUUGAAUCUACGUGGGAAUCUGAUUACCGGGAGAGACUACACCAAAGACAAUACAGAGAAAACGGCUAUCACGAUGUCUUCUCACGACGAGCAGCAACAGCAGCAGCAACAUCAGCAGCAGCAGCAGCAACAAACGCUGCUCGCGGCGCUUGGCACUAACAAUCAAACUCAGCCUAAUCCUCUGGUGCCGAUUAUCAGCGUCACUCCUCAUUCCCCCGGUCUCGCGAAGAACUACCCCGUUCUGGAGGACAACCUGCAACAGUUGCAUGAAAUCCACGACUGCAUACAGCGUAUGAGAGAUCUGACGCUUAGCAGCUGGGGAUACAAUCAUCGCGCUGCUCAUAACGACGUACCGCAACGGUUGACGUCGUCUUGUCCAUCCCUGUGCCCCUUAACUUCAUCUGAGAUCGCGAGAUCGAACAUUAAUAACAACGACACGGGCUCCGAUCCGGACCUCUUGGCCAACUGUUCGACGAACAGCUCGCCGACGCAUUUCCCACCAUCGUCGGUAGGACCGCGAGUCUCACAAAACGGUCAAGGUAUUGAUAGAAGACGCAGCUGGACCGAUCUUGAGGACACCCGGUGCGGACGUCGAAGAUACUCCGGGCAAAAUCAUCUGCAAGCACAAAACAUGCGACAACGCAGUAUUAGUUUAAGUAGCCUAGACAGUGAAAUGGACAUAGAGUUACACGGGAAAUCGUGUACGAGACCCGUAGGGGUUGGCAGUCGAGCAUGCAGAUCCCAAGCGAGUACUCAUUCCUUGAACGAGGCCGAUCUUGUACAGAGCGAAUAUCAGAAGAUAGUUACGAAACGAUUCAAAGGUAGUCAACGAUUAGCAGACAGUAGUGGUUUAAUGCCCGACCUGACGGGCUCUCGUCUACCUCUCCAGAAAUCUAUAUCGACGCCCUCGAUCGUUACACCGCAAGUAAACACUCACUUGACUGAGACCGUGACCAGGACCGCGCCGUCUCUCGCAGCCCGACGCGAAAGAAAUGAAAAGGGUAGCGGAAGCGAGACCGAGACCGAGGAUCUUCACACGCCUAACAGCCACGAGUUUCAUGAGGAUCGAGAAGGAACGCCUAACGUUCACGAUGAAUUGUUAACCGAUGGAACUGCAUACGACGAUAAUCAUUCAGAGAAGACUAGAAGAAAACGUGGUUCAAUUUUCUUUCGUAAGAAAAAGGAUAAAAGUGGCAAGAAAACUAGUCAGCAACAACAUCUAUGGUCAACGAUGGCUGGAUCUCAGGGGAGCUUACUGUGCGACGUUUGCAUGAAACAGUCAACAAACAAACCGCUCCUACACUGCGAUAAUUGUGGAGUGUCAGUGCAUCAGAGUCAAGGAUGCAAGGAUCAGUUGGUGUUGGAGUGUGUCAAGUCAAAGCAUCACUCCGGGAAAGUAGUCGUGAAAAGCGCGUCGAGUAUAUCCACGACUUCGAGCAGCUACAACAUUAAGAGAGGAUCCACCGCCUCGCUGACUCUGUCGACGUCCGGAAGCGGAAGGGAAAUUAACAGCAAGAAAGCGGUGACGAGAUACAGCCCUUGGCGGCGAGUUGCCACUAAGCUCGGAGUCAAUCAAACGAUAAACGAGGAGAAAGACGGAGACGGACAGCAUCGCGAUAUAUCCAGCGGACUGGACGGGUACGAUGUCGGCGAUGACUCGUAUCAAUUCACCGUCGGUGAUCUAGAAGGUUUGGAUCCCGAGUUGGGCUUGGCCAAAGAGGAACCGGACUCCUGGAGUGCCACGAUCGGUCACAGCAUCGCAUUGCGGCUCGUCGACAAUUGCGAACGGAAAGUCAAAAGACAGGAACACAUAUACGAGUUCGUACUUACGGAGAAACACCACUGUCUGGUGCUGCUCGCUAUGGAAAGGAUCUUCGCGGAAGGUUUACGUCGUCAUUUUCGUCUGGGUCAACCAGAUUUGGAACGGAUGUUUCCAAGGCUGCGUGAUCUCAUCGACAUCCACUUACGAUUUCUACAAAAGCUGCGCAGGCGACAGAACGCGCACCCCGUUGUUCCUACGAUCGCCGAUAUACUCGUCGAUCAAUUCGCCGGGGAGAACGCGCAACGCAUGAAAAGUGCCUACGGGGAAUUCUGCAGUCGUCACCGCGACGCCGUCGAGGCUUACAAAUAUUAUCUGCGCCACGAUCCUCGAUUCGCGCGGUUCGUUCGUCAAUGCCAGUCGCAUCCUCUGCUCAAGAAAAAAGGAAUACCUGAGUGUAUAUUGUUCGUUACUCAACGUUUAACCAAGUAUCCACUGUUGGUCGAGCCGUUGAUAAAAACGGGUAUCGCGCAGGACGAGAGCGAGGAUCUACGGAAAGCCUUGGUACUUGUUAAAGAGAUCUUGGCCGACGUGGACGCGUGCGUGGCCGACAAGGAAAGGGAAGAUAGGAAGCUGGAAAUCUACCACAAAAUCGAUGCAAAGUCUUUCGCAACGUAUCGUGGCGUAAAAUUCAAGAAAUCCGACAUCAUGGCGUUCAACAGGAUCCUGAAAUUCGAGGGUACCGCGUAUCUAAUGCAGGGUCGCGGAAAAAUGACUGCCAUCGUGGUGGUCGUUCUCUCCGACAUACUGUUUUUCCUCGCCGAAAGAGACCAGAAAUAUACGUUCUUCGUUCCUGACAAUAAGGCCGGCAUCGUGUCGCUGCAGAAGCUGCUGGUACGCGAGAAGGCCGGUCAAGAGUCUAGAGGAAUCUAUCUGAUAAGCAGCAAUCCGGCCGAGCCUGAGAUGUUCGAGUUGAAGAUCCAGAAACCGAAGGACAAACAUCUGUGGAUACAGGCGAUCCGAUCGGCUGUCGAAGCGUGUCCGCAGGAAUCGGAGAACGAGAUGGAUGCGUUAACAGAGAACAACAAUAGCGAGCUGAGAGAUACGCGUUCAUCCUCCAUAUCUUUACUUUCUGUCGAAGUGAGGCAACGUUUAAUCAAGACUAAAGAAUCGCACGUUUUAAAGAUAAUCGGUGAACUACGUAAGAAGGAUGCAGAACACGCGAUGCUCUUGGAAGAGAAGAUCAAUCUGCAGAUGCAGCUUUUGCACGCCGCGAACAUUUGGAGCGGGAACGAGAGCAGCGACAACGAGAGAGUAGAAAAAACCGAUAAAGAGAUUCCAGAUUACACGAGAUUGGUUCAUAAUGAGGGAACGGAUACUACGCAACUACGGCAAGAGGUGAUCACGGUCAUUCAAGAGGCUACGAAACUCGCAAGUUCGCUGUCGUUCACCGCGGGUGGUGCUACGCUGUCGAGAAGUUUGAGUUCCGCAGGAGAGCGACACAGCGAAGCCUAUGUUCCGCCUUCUCUCUGCGUUCCGCGAAGAGCCGAAACGUUCGCCGGUUUCGAUCACAACAAAGAGAAGUAUCCGUUACGAGAAUCCACGAUGCACUCCGUGAUAUCCCUUCCGAAAGUCGGCGAGUUUACAAAGGAUAGUCCCGAAGAAAAGGAUAACCAGGAGUUAGAGACGAAUAAAGAUCAACAGUGGGCCGCGAUACGUUUGUCUCAUCACAUUUACAGGCUGGUCUGUAUAAUCAGCAAUCAGAUGACGACGAUCGACAGCCUGCAAGCUCAAUUAGCCGCGUGCAAAGAAGGUAGCAUGGGUAAAUCUAACAACAGGCCGAAUCCGAAUCGUCAGCUGGAAGAAUUGCGAAACUUACAAGAUCAAUUAAGCCGAGAGAAGGCGGCGUUUCGAGCUCAAUCCCAGCAAGAACAGAAGCAGCUAGAGGAGGAACGCGCCGAACUGGCGAAGCAACGCGAGCAAUUGGCAGCGGAGAAGAAUGAUAUAGCGCAGCAACGCGAUCAAUUGUACCGACGAUUGGAAGCUUUGGAGCGUCAAGGAGUCACGUUAGUUACGGGUUCCGCCCCUACUUCCACUACCAUUCAUCUUUCUCAUAUGACACAGACUGGGACUGACACGGUGCAAGCGCGAAAAUCGCAACCAGACGCCAAGAGAAUACCGUUGAAUGUAAUCAGUGCUACCAGUCAGCGAAAAGUGCAAAGUAACCUUCCGGUGAAACAGCAAUUGCCUUUGAAACUCGCUAGCGGAAGCAACAAUAAUACUAGGAGUGGAAGCACGAGUAACAACAGUCCCGAUCGACAUUCGCGAACUGGAAGCAGCCCAGCGAUCGUGACCACCGGCUCCACGUAUUCCUCACCCGAAUUGGGAAAUAAUCAUGCUGGCACGAGUCAGACUCAUUCGUCGAACCGUUCCUUACGGAUCACGCGAUCACCACCGGAGUAUUCGCACCAGCAACAGCAGCAGCAGCAUCAACGUGUUGAGCAUCAUCAACAGCAGCAGCAACAGCAGCAGCAGCAGCAACCGUUGGAAGAGGAAGUCAUUUUUUUCUGACGUUUCUUUCGUUUCGGCCGGAAGCAUUCGCGAUCUUCUCGUCCCAGUACCGGCGAUGCCACUCCAAACUCCAUGCUGACCCCAUCGCGUACUCAAUCGAAAGAUGCUCAACCCAGAAGUCGGGUCAAGUCGUUUUGACUUUCAACGUUCUCUCGAUAAGGAAACAGCUUCCACGCGAUUAAGCAAGUACUGCGUACUUCCAGGUACUCUCCAAAUUAUAUUCUGUUUUCACUUUCCCAUACGUGCUCAUUUUCAAGGUCGUCAACAAUAAAAAACGUGACUAUAAGUAAGAAAAGAAAGAAUGCAUACACGUUGCCGAUCGAUAAAAAUCACUGAAUGAAUAACGUUACUUUUUAACUGCUACCGAGGGCAAUAAUAUAUCAUUUUUACGCGAAAUUUCAUCGAUCAGAACCUAUUAUAGAGGAAUAUAUAAGAAUAUCGUAGACAAAUAAAGAACAAAAAAAAA
This is a messenger RNA of Ceratina calcarata, 5499 nucleotides long. RefSeq names its product rho guanine nucleotide exchange factor 18 cysts (gene cyst). NCBI's taxonomy places the organism in Eukaryota, Metazoa, Arthropoda, Insecta, Hymenoptera, Apidae. The transcript is spliced from 18 exons. The record is from RefSeq and is a predicted model, not a curated record. Gene Ontology annotation, molecular function: guanyl-nucleotide exchange factor activity. The coding region runs from base 552 to 5033 and encodes 1493 amino acids. Gene Ontology annotation, biological process: regulation of Rho protein signal transduction.